CCGCACCGCCACUGCCGUCUCUCUCUUCUCUUCCUCCUCGCUCUCUCCCCGAAGAGCCCAACGAAACCACCACCACGCCGCGCGGCUGCGGCCGCAUUCCCGGAAUCCUGAAGGCCGGCGGCGGGCGGGGGCCGCCAUGGGGACCGUCUCGGCCGCGGCGGAGUGGACCGCCGAGGACGACGUCCUCCUGAAGAACGCCGUCGAGGCUGGUGCCUCGUUGGAAUCAUUGGCUAAAGGAGCUGUAUGCUUCUCUCAUAAGUUCAACCUUCAAGAAUUGCAGGAUCGCUGGUAUUCAUUGCUAUAUGACUCAGAGACCUCAGCACAAGCAUCUGCUCGUAUGGCCAAGUAUGAGAUGGAGCUUUCAGUCUCCGAUCCUGCUAAAACAGUGAAGCUUUUCAAUUCAAAGAAAAAAUGCUUUUCCCUGUGCAAGCGGAAAAUGGAUAGUGUAAAGAAUCAGUAUUAUGCAAUAAGAAAGAGAGUUUGCCAUGAACCAUGUUCGUCUGCCGAUUUUGGUUAUGUUAUUGCACUCUGCUCAUGUAAUUCUACUGAUGGUGGUGGUUGUGUAUGUGGAGGCAAUCAUUUGGUUCACAAAGUUGAUCCACCAGUAACUGCUGUGAGUGAUUAUGGGUUUAUGGGUGGACACUAUUCUGUGAGAAAAGAUGUACAUUCCAAUGGCAAUGAACAAUACUCAUUCCAUACAGAGCAUUCUGAUGGCAGCAUGGUAAUGGAUGAAAGCCUGCAUGGCUAUGCAGAUGCAAACCAGUUAUAUGGAUAUGAUGACAUGAAGAAUUCUCAGACCAGUGGAAGCAGUAUAAUCUCUACAGAUAAUAGGUCAGAUCUUAGUGAUCAGUUUGACCAUAGAGCUAAAGGAUUAAAUGCUGUACUGGGCAUUGAUCAAGAUCAAGAUGGAGAAAAGCGUGGCCAAUUUUCUGGGAACAGCACAGGAGGAUUACGUGAGCCAGGAUCAGUUAAAGCAAUUGGUCAAAAGUGGUGUUCUCUGGAGCCCAGCAUUCCUACUUGGAGUAUGGUUCUGGGUGUUAAUUCACCUGAUAUGCUGACUGAUACGCGUAUAAUCGAACCAAAAACUCUCCUACUUUCUGAUGAUAAGAAAAUGGAAACAAAGAUCAGUGAUGGACUUGCAUUUCAGGCAACUUUAGAUAGUGUAAUACCUAAUUCUGGUUUAGGCUGUGCAGCGGAGUCAGGUGGUGGAUUCAUGCACUCCCAUCUAAAGGGUUUCAGUCAGAAAGAAGACCUUGAGCUCCUCAGCGGCGAACUCUUUUCAGAUUCUGCACGGGACACAAAUCAGAAAGAUUUCGGGUCCCAUACCUUCGACACAACCAACUGUGGUAACCACAUAGAUCCGAUCCAAAGGAAACAAAAUGUGGCAGAUGUUUCUGGAGUGGUCAUUAUACCUGCUUCAUCGGCGGUGCUUUAUCCUGAACAUAAUGCUGAGUGUAUGUUGAACACAGAAGAUUUUGAAAUCCCUUUCAAUGAUCAUAUACCUAGUCAGUCCUCUUUGGAACCCACCUCCACCAUGGACCAGGAUUCUCAGGAUGAUGCGUGCUUGGUUCUUGCCCAACCUUCAUCACCAUCACCACCAAUAAAUCUGGAAUCAGCCAUCCUGGAGCAAAACACAAUGGUGUCUCUUAAUGAAGGUAGCAUUUUAGGAAAUGAGCCACCUGGCCUGCAUGAUGAAUUUGGUGGUAAAAAUGCAAACAUGUGUAUUUCAGCUCGGCGUUCUGUUGAUGGAGGUGAAGAAACAACUUCUGGUUUUGUUAAACAUGAGUAUUGUGAUAAUUUGCAUAAUUUGACUUUGAACAAGUCAAUUCAAGGCCCCGAUCAAAUGAAUGGUAAACUUCUUUCUGAUAAGCCCAAAAUAGGCAGUGAAACUGCUAUCAAAAGCUGUGAAUCGUCUGAUGCAUUGCCAGAUACAGAAUUUCAUAAUCCCAUUGGAACUGUUUCAACUUUGAGCCAAGCAGAAGGAUAUGACAGUGAGAAUAGUGUUCCAAACUAUUUUGACCUAGAAGCAUUGAUACUUGAUCAGGACCUGAUUCCGUGGGAUCAAGAAUCUGAUUUCAUCCAACCAGAAGUUUCAAGGUUUCAGUAUCCUGAAAGCAGGAAGGAUUUGAUAAGAUUAGAGAAAUGGGCUUGCUCUUAUAUGAACAGAUCUAUCAUGUCUAAGGGUGCUUUCGCCGUUCUUUAUGGCCAACGUUUGAAAUGCUACAUAAGGGAUCCUGAGGUAACUCUUGGGAGAGAAACAGGAGAGGUACAUGUUGAUAUCGAUUUGGGAAAGGAAGGAAAGACAAAUAAAAUAUCUCGUCGACAGGCAGUUAUCAAGAUGGAUGAUGGUGGAACUUUCUACAUAAAAAAUAUCGGGAAGCCUUCAAUUUUUGUGAAUAGCAAAGAAGUACCAUGUAACGAACGUAUCAGCUUAAUUUCAGACUCUUUACUUGAGAUAAGCAACAUGAAAUUCAUUUUUCACGUGAACCAUGAUGCUGUGAAGCAAUACAUAGCUCGCAUUAGAAGUGGAAGCUCCCAAGGCAAGAUCACAGCAUUUGCUUGGGAUCAGAACCCGUGAAUUAAAGUUAUGAGAAAGUUUAUUUAUUUUUUAUGAUAGCUAAUAUAUAUUUAUCCAAAUAGAAUAUUGUCAUCCAGUUAACUUAGCUCCAGCCGCUCUAUGUAAAUCGAUGUAUAUACUUGGUUCUUCUAUCAUGAUUACCUCAAGCUAUGUUCUUUGGAUGUUGGCUGCCA
Messenger RNA from Panicum virgatum (switchgrass), 2751 nucleotides. RefSeq lists its product as uncharacterized. Bases 137 to 2578 code for a protein of 813 amino acids. Gene Ontology annotation, cellular component: Ino80 complex; MLL1 complex; NSL complex. The transcript has 7 exons. The record is from RefSeq and is a predicted model, not a curated record. NCBI's taxonomy places the organism in Eukaryota, Viridiplantae, Streptophyta, Magnoliopsida, Poales, Poaceae. Gene Ontology annotation, biological process: positive regulation of transcription by RNA polymerase II. Gene Ontology annotation, molecular function: protein binding; G-quadruplex RNA binding.